Molecule: messenger RNA, 705 nt
Organism: Linum tenue
Lineage: Eukaryota; Viridiplantae; Streptophyta; Magnoliopsida; Malpighiales; Linaceae
Source: the annotation of a GenBank genome assembly
AUGCAUGAAGUCCCAGUCGAGUACUCGGAAGUCCUCUUCCUCGAGCCACAGCUCCGAGCCAUGGACGGAUUCUGCCGCCCCGCCGCGGACCACAUCCAGGUCAACUGCGGCUGCACCAGCAAGCGGCUGGGAGACUGCGUCGGAGUCCUCAAAGUCUAUUCCUCCGGCCAGUUCCUCAUCACUUGCCACUGCAACGCCUGCGACAGUUCCAAGCAAUAUAGGCCGCACGAUUUCGAGAAGCAUGCCAGGAGGCAGGGGAACAGCAAGUGGAAGAGCCACAUUUGGGUUGCCGUGGAUGGCAAGAAGGUGGCGAUGUGGAGGACGGAGCUGUUCAAGUACUACAAGCACGCUGCCAAUGGCGCGAGUGGGACCGUGAGGCGACAGUUUCAUCGCGACGAGUUCAUCCCUUGCUCCGGCUGUGGCAAGCAGCGCAGGUUUCGGCUCCGAACCAAGCAGCUCUGCAGGGUCUACCAUGAUGCUCUUCUCGCCAAGUCUACUUGGAAAUGUGCUGAUAGGCCUUACGACAGCAGGAUUACGUGCGGUGAUCCAGAGGAGAGGGGAAGCAGGAAAAAGUACAGAGGGUGUCCAAGGGCUUCAUACUGCAGAGGCUGCACAAUUUGCUCCUGUGUUGGGUGCCUCAUCUGCAGAUUCGUCGACUGUGGAUGCCGAAACUGCACCGACUUCAUGGAGAAUGCAAACCCCUAG